This is a messenger RNA of Erinaceus europaeus (western European hedgehog), 6749 nucleotides long. RefSeq names its product homeobox B3 (gene HOXB3). Gene Ontology annotation, cellular component: nucleus. The coding region runs from base 3976 to 5286 and encodes 436 amino acids. The transcript has 4 exons. Gene Ontology annotation, molecular function: RNA polymerase II cis-regulatory region sequence-specific DNA binding; DNA-binding transcription factor activity, RNA polymerase II-specific. Gene Ontology annotation, biological process: regulation of transcription by RNA polymerase II. Lineage: Eukaryota; Metazoa; Chordata; Mammalia; Eulipotyphla; Erinaceidae. The record is from RefSeq and is a predicted model, not a curated record.
AAAGGACACUGAGAGGUAAAUGAGAGGCCCACAGCAUACCAGGGGAACACUCCCCUGAGUUAUAAGGAGAGAAAAGUUUCCCUCCCCAUCCAGACCCUUGGUGGUUACUUGUCUCUCUAGGUCUCUUAUCCAAAUCCACAACUUCUCAACCUGGUUUGGGAACUUCCUUUGUUUCAGAAGCUAUUCCCCAAACUCUAACACACCUCUUCUAAUCUUUAGUUCCAACACAGCUGCCUGGAGCUCCUAGACUACUUUCCCAUCAGAGGAUCAGCAGAGGUGGGAGAAGGGUUGGGAUUCUCAUCCCAUUUUGCCUACUUUCAGGGAUAGCUGGACUCAUUGGCCAAACUUUUCAGCAACUUUAUUUUUGUAAACUAUUUAUUUAUUUAUUUACUUAUUUUUAAUGAGAGCUAUACAGAAAGAAAGACCAGAGCACUACUCAACUCUGCUGGGGAUUGAACCUAGGACCUCAGAGCAUGAAAGUUUUUCUUUCUUUCUUUCUUUCUUUCUUUCUUUCUUUCUUUCUUUCUUUCUUUUUUUUUGUAUAACCACUAUACUGUCUCCACAAGGCUCCAGAAACUUUUAAGAGAUGAGUGGACAACCAGCUAAGAUAGGAACCUUGACUAAUAGAAUCAUUCCAAAUCUGUUUCUACUUGCUAUAUUUUUAAAAAAUCACACCAGUAGCCAUACUCUUAGGGAAAAAGAGUCAGCUAGAUGCCAGGUAGGAAGAGGAAAGGCCUCUUUAGGAUGAGAAGCAGCAGAGACAGAAAUUUGUUGGGAUGUAUGUGGAGUCUUGCCUUGUAUUUUGUGAAUAGCUCCUGACAACCAACUUGGGGACUUGGUCUCAAGCAAGAAACAACUGGUUGGUGCUAUCUCCUUUGUCCUUGAGUGGUAUGAUAUGUGCAGGGAUGACAGACCUCAGGAAGGAAAGCUAGUCUGAAAGUACUUGGGGCUCAGGAGAGCUAAGCAUCCAUUUCUCUUAGAGUCAGACAGACAUUGUGGAUCAUCUCUAAAUUCAACUGACAAAGGUUUAGGUACCUGGGAUUUAAAAAAUCUGCUUUCUGCAAUGUGAGAAUUAGAAAUUGUUCAAAGAGGAAGAGAAGGAAACAAUGGAGAGGAAAGAUUGGGACUCUCUCAAGGAUUUCAGCCCCAUAGGCAGGAACUGGAAGACCUUUUCUUUCCUUUCCUUUACAUGCAGACCCCAAAUUCCGUAGAAUGAGCAGUGCCUCUGAGCACUGGGUUUAAUCUAGGGUUUCAGCGGCCAUCCUUGGUGUUUCUAGUCUUUUGACCUCUUUUUACUUCCAGUUCCCUUGGCCCUCUGGGCUCUCCCUUCUACUUUUACCAUCGGGGACAGGCUGGGGCUACCCAGAGCUGGAGAGGCAGCCCCAACAGCCAGUGGUGGGUCUCCUUGGGCAGUGGCAGCCUGGGAGUCUGGGUGGAAAGUGGAGUUGGGAAGUUUCCCAGCGUGAGCUGAGCGCUGACGGAUUUGUGAUCGGCCAUAAAACUGGCGCAUUCAGAUUCGUAAAUCAAUCUUGCCUUUCUCACAGCAUAAUCGUUCGCUUUAUCGGCAGCAAGAAAGGGGGCUCAGCUCACGCUCAGGCACUUGUUUAUUUGAACAUGAACAUUCCCAGGAUCUGAAUAGAGUAUGGGCAUUUUCACAGAAACCUGCCCAGCAUGCCUUCAUGUCAUUUUGCUGCUCUUUUUCUCAUCGUUAAAACUCAAUUUUCUGUUUCAGAGAUUGCUGUCUUCCUGGGCCUUGGCAUCCAGCAUGUUAUUCUCUUUCCCUCUUGUGCUUUUCUUUUUAGAUUGUAGUGGAGUGUUUUUCUUUGGGGGGACCCCCUUUUUGCUGGCUUUGUGGUUAGGACUUUGCUGGAAAGUGUGCCCUUUUUGGAGGGGGGGUUGGGGGAGGCAUGGGACUCAUGUCAGGAGCAGGCUGAAUUCAAUACCAGUCCUGUGUUUUGUAUCUGCACAAUCAAAGCUGACUACCCCCCUACAGUGUCUGGGCCGGAGGGUCGAGAAUAGAUUACAAGGAGGCCUGGCUGCCCCAGUGAUGGCAAGGCAGGGGUUGAACUGCCUCCUUAGCGGCUAAACCCUGUUUCUUCCCAGGUUGUUAAGGCAGCUGCAUCUAGAACUUUCCCACUGAGUUAGUUUUGGUUCAGAUCCCUCCAAACAAGCCAGUGGACCCCCCUAGCCCCAGGUUCCCCUAUCCUAAAACACAUUUGUUCUUCCUCUGUUCUGGUUCUGCUUGCCCUGCUGGCUGACUGUGGCCCAGCUGCCCCCAGAGCUGCUGGAGAUAAGACUGAGAAAGGGGCUACCUCAGGAAUGUCUUUACUGCUUCCCUGUGUAGUCCCCUUCCCCCCUUCCACAUACACACUGUGACCCAUGAUGCUGGUUCUGACUGAUCUGUUCUUUCUGGGUUCAAGCUGUUUGUGACAGUUUGGAGCAUUUUUAUUGUGUCUUAUUUCUCUUCUAUCUGAGGGAGUCUGUGUAUAAUUUCUCUCUAAGUCCACAGAAUAUAUUUUCCCUGCCUCUGGUCUUUAACUCUUUAAUCUGUAGCCCCUCACCUUCCUCUAUUGAUCAGUUUUCAUUGUCUGUAGAUUGGAAGCUAAGGGUACUAACACCUGGGAAAUAGAGACCCAGGGCUGGCAGGUCAACUUCAAAGCUUCAUUUUACCCUUUCCCUCUAGUUUACAUCUCCAGUAGUCUUUGCUGGUACUUUAGAAGGAAUGGGGGUGGGGUGAGGAUGAAGACAGGAUAUAAGACAGGUAUAUCUAUGUCCACUUCUUUUGUGUAAAAGUCUUAGUAGGCUGUCUUUGUUUCUAAAGCAUAUUCUCAGUUGGUGAGUAGGAUCUGUUCCUUUUUCAUAGUAACAGCAAAACGAAAAAAGUCUCCCUUGGGACUCUGGAAGCUCCAGAGUUCUCUCCUCACCCUCUUUCCUAUCCUUUCAAAAGGUACCACAAAAGAUCCAAAAGAGAAUUAAACUCUAUUCCUUAUUCUUAUGUUAUGUUGAUUUAUUAAGUGUUUCUUUCAAAGCUAGUAUAUUUAGGAAUUUUGUUGACUAUUUGUGAAGAAGGGGAUCUGGUCCCACUAAAAUAAAUUCCCCAGGAGUGAGGAAAAGAAUGUAUUUAUGGAGAAUCUUAGUCUUAAAGGAUGCAGAGAGAAGAAUUAGAAGCUUGAGAAACCAAGUACUUGGGGAAGGGUUCCUUGCCCACCCCACCCCCACCCUCAGACGCCCCUACAGACUAUUUCUGCACCUCCGUAAACUAAGCAGAAGCAGGAGGAGAAAGGAGAGAAGAGAGGUGGGCUGUGGGUAAGUGUGUCUUGGGGGGAGUUAGAGAGCUAUAGAUAUAGAAGGUAUAGUCCUGUGAGAAGGGAGCGCUCACUACUAUUCCAUUGGUGGGUUUGGGGGGAACCUAUUUUGCAGGAAAAUUUCUCCUCCUGAAGGGGAAGGUCAUAGUGGUCCUUUGAGCCUGAAAUCGAAAGAAAGACCCCCUUCCCCCUCCUGGUCACGUGAUUCAUUAAAUAAUUAAUGCCGAGGUUGCAGAAUAGAUAUGUAUUCGUCAGGAAAAUCGCAGGCUCGGUCUCCCUGUUUCUGACGUGCAAUUCAACUGUCCUUUGAAAAACAAGCCUGUACCCUGAGAAAAAAAGAGAGGGGGAGAGAGAGGGAGAGAGAGAGAAAAAGAGAGGGAGGCAGCAAUAAAACAGCCCCGCAGCCGGAGCAACACCGCGGGCUGGGGUAUUGAGGGGAGAUUUCUCGCCUGCCGCUCGCGCUGGGGCUCGAUGUGAAUAUAUAUUAUGUCUGCCUGUUCUCCCCUCGUCGGUGGCUAAGGUCAGCCGCUACGGACAGAUCCCGGAAGGAGGGGGGCAGAAAGGGGAGGGGGGGUCCGGCGCACCACGUGACCCCAGGGGUGCCAAUGUCCGGUUGUGAGGGUAUCAGGCCCUUGCACGUUGCCACCCACUGCCCGGGCCUCACCCAGCGAUGCAGAAAGCCACCUACUACGACAACGCUGCAGCUGCACUCUUCGGAGGCUACUCCUCAUACCCUGGCAGCAAUGGCUUCGGCUAUGAAGGUCCCCCCCAACCUCCCUUCCAGGCCGCCACGCACCUGGAGGGCGACUACCAGCGCUCAGCUUGCUCCCUGCAGUCCCUGGGCAACGCCGCCCCUCACGCCAAGAGCAAGGAGCUCAAUGGCAGCUGUAUGAGGCCUGGCCUGGCCUCCGAGACCCUGACCGCCCCGCCCGGCUCACCCCCGCCCAGCGCCGCACCUACCAGUGCCACUAGCAACAGUAAUGGGGGCGGGUCCAGCAAAAGCGGCCCCCCCAAGUGUGGUCCUGGCUCCAACUCCACCCUCACCAAACAGAUAUUCCCCUGGAUGAAAGAGUCGAGGCAAACGUCCAAGCUGAAAAACAGCUCCCCAGGCACAGCGGAGGGCUGCGGCGGCGGCGGCGGCGGCGGCGGCAGCGGAGGCGGCGGCGGCGGCAGUGGCGGCGGCGGGGGCGGCGGCGGCGGGGGCGGCGGCGGGGGAGGGGACAAGAGCCCCCCGGGGUCGGCGGCGUCCAAGCGGGCGCGGACGGCGUACACGAGCGCGCAGCUGGUGGAGCUGGAGAAGGAGUUCCACUUCAACCGCUACUUGUGCCGGCCGCGCCGCGUGGAGAUGGCCAACCUGCUGAACCUUAGCGAGCGCCAGAUCAAGAUCUGGUUCCAGAACCGGCGCAUGAAGUACAAGAAGGACCAGAAGGCCAAGGGGCUGGCCUCGUCGUCGGGGGGCCCCUCGCCGGCCGGCAGCCCCCCGCAGCCCAUGCAGUCCACGGCCGGCUUCAUGAACGCCUUACACUCCAUGACCCCCAGCUACGAGAGCCCGUCCCCGCCCGCCUUCGGCAAAGCCCACCAGAAUGCCUACGCGCUGCCCUCCAACUACCAGCCGCCUCUCAAAGGCUGCGGCGCCCCGCAGAAGUACCCCCCGACUCCGGCGUCCGACUACGAGCCCCACGUCCUCCAAGCCAACGGGGGCGCCUACGGGACGCCCGCCAUGCAGGGCAGCCCGGUGUACGUGGGCGGGGGCGGCUACGCGGAUCCGCUGCCGCCCCCUGCCGGCCCCUCCCUCUACGGCCUCAACCACCUUUCCCACCACCCCUCCGGGAACCUGGACUACAACGGGGCGCCCCCUAUGGCCCCUAGCCAGCACCACGGACCCUGCGACCCCCACCCCACCUACACAGACCUCUCCUCUCACCAUGCGCCUCCUCCUCAGGGUAGAAUCCAAGAAGCACCCAAGUUAACACACCUGUGAUGGGGAAAGGAAGGGUGGUGAGGCGAGGUCAUGGGUUAGGGGGGACAGUUAGGAAGAUCUGCUGGAGAAGUCAGGAAGGUGGUAGCCAGGGAUGGAGAAAGAAUCAGCUUGGUGCUCCUUCCCCUCCCCUGGCCUGAGAGGUGUCUUUAAAGUCCUCUAGCUCUUGUCCCUUCUGCCUGCCAACCCACUGGAAGGGAUCCACAGCAGAUUGGAGAUGACCCCCACCAAGCCUAGGCCUCCAGCAAUACCCACUUGGAAUUCUAUGCUCGAUAGUAGGGUAGAGAAGGAGGGCAUAGGGGAACCGGGCAGCGAAGCACAUGGAAAAAAAAAAAAAAGAUGGCUAGGCCAUCACCAACCAACCACUUACCUUUCAUCCCUGUGGGUGAUUCACCCAAAUCCUGAUUUUUCUCCCUCUCAAUUGUCCUUUGAAAAAAGAUCAUACACACAUUUCAAAACCAAGGGCACAAAAUAUGCUUCCUUCCCACUUCCCUGAAGUCUCAAAUCUGUUCCAAUCUAUUUAUUCGAGCUUACUCUCCAUUUCUAACUCCAUGUUUUUUUUGUUUUUUUUUUCCUGCUGUAGAACAUUAAUAUAUGCACCCCACCCCCAUCAACUACAGUUUUCAGAGGGCUCAGGGAUGGUGAAAAAUCCUGAAAGUGAGAGCUGCCUAUAUUAUAAAUAUAUUUUUUCUUUUAUGGAAAAGUUGGGAGGUUUGGACAGGCAAGUUAUCAGGACAGAAGUUUUGUCUGUUCUGCUGCCACCCAUCUCAGCUCUAGGUCCAUCUCCCUCUCUCCACAGAAAGCAGUUUCUACAUUUGUUUUUCUUUUGUUGCUCUCUUGACUUAACGUGAAAACAGGGUAUAUUUUACAAACUGUCUGUCCCAGGCAGAGGCUGUGGUUCGGCCUGUAGGUCUUGCUCAGUCCUCUGACAGGACACUUUUGUUGCACUUAGAGUUUACAUUUUGAUGGAUAUAAAAACAACUGUGAGAGGUGCCUGGGCCUACAGGAGUCCAGCAUAGCUCAAAAAAGCGUGUGUUCUAGUGAACAUUUUCAUAUAUAUAUUUAUUGGUUAUAGCCUGUUAAAGUAUUUUCUUUUUGUAUUAUUUAUCCCCCUACAUUAUGUAUUUAUAUGAGGGAAAAAAAGGAAAAAUGUACUUUUUUUUUUUAGUAUUUACUUGUUAUAAAGGACGUUGUGUUUCCUGUCAUGUAAAACCAGCUAUUUUAGUUAUUAUUGUACUCUAGAAAAGAGCUGUAGAUUUAUGUUAAACUCGUACUUAUGAGAAUUGUAAUUAGUUCUAAAAGGCAUGAACUCAGCUCCUAAAUGUCACUGUAUAGUCCUGAAUUUGUAGGAUUAGAGUUAAUUCCCUCUUGGAACUUUCUUUGUUCUUCUGUAGUUACUUUUCCCCCUUACUUAAAAGGGUUAUCUGUCAAACAAUUCUUGAAUAAACUUUCUGUUAUCAGUUUUA